UACCACCAGACCAAGCACACAAAUUGUGUACCCUUAUCAUGUUGAUAAGUAGAGUUAAUACUUUUUCUUGAAAAGUAAGUAACCCAAUAAAUACCCAACUCUCAACAUCCAAACAUGUUCCCUUUAUUUAUUUUUAUUUAUUAUAUAACCUUCUAUACUCUCUCCCUCUCUCUCAUCAUCUCUCAGAUCCAUCACCCUUUUCAUGUUACCUAAUGCCGGAAAUCCAAUACGCCGGCGACGAAUCCACGUCGGAAAAAACCCUCUUCGGAAAGUACGAGGUCGGCCGCCUCCUGGGCUACGGCGCGUUUGCUAAAGUCUAUCACGCGCGUGAUGUACACACAGAACAAAGCGUUGCAAUUAAAGCUAUCAACAAACAAAGAAUUAUUAAAGGCGGACUCGCAGCGAAUGUUAAGAGGGAGAUUUCUAUCAUGCGCCGUUUGCGCCACCCGAAUAUCGUGCGCCUGUUAGAAGUUUUAGCCAACAAAAAAAAGAUAUUUUUUGUUUUAGAAUUCGCUAAAGGCGGCGAGUUGUUUAACAAAGUGGCGAAAUCACGGUUCAGCGAAGAUCUCAGCCGUAGAUAUUUCCAACAGUUGAUCUCAGCCGUUGGUUAUUGUCACUCACGCGGAAUUUUCCACCGGGAUUUGAAGCCAGAAAACUUACUCUUGGAUGAAAACUGGAAUUUAAAAGUUACCGAUUUCGGAUUAUCUGCUGUCACGGAGCAGAUCCGACCCGACGGACUCUUACACACGCUGUGUGGAACGCCUGCUUACGUGGCACCGGAGAUAUUAUUGAAAAACGGUUACGACGGAGCUAAGGUGGACAUCUGGUCAUGCGGAAUCAUUCUGUUCGUGUUGAAUUCCGGUUAUCUUCCGUUCAACGAUCCAAAUCUCAUGGUGAUGUAUAAGAAGAUUUGCUCCGGCGAGUUUCGCGUGCCGCGGUGGACCUCGCCGGAUUUGAAACGGCUGCUGUUUCGGCUGUUGGACACAAAUCCGAAAACGCGAAUAACCGUAGAUGAAAUCAUUAACGAUCCGUGGUUCAGAAUCGGUUACACGGAGGUCAAAUUUCAUCACGAUUACUUCGAAUUGAAAGACGACGAUGACGAUGAUGAUGCCGUUGCCGUUGCCGAUGCUAACGAUUCAUCAUCCGAAGGAUCGGAAUUAUCCUCCGGCGGAGAUAAUUUGAAAAUAAUGAAUGCGUUUGAUAUAAUUUCGUUUUCUUCCGGUUAUAAGCUGUCUGGAUUGUUUGAUGAGCAAGAGGACGGUGAGCGGUUUCUGUCGGAGGAGUCGCCGGAGAAGAUAGUUGAGACGGUGGUGGCGGUGGCGGAGGGGGAGGGGUUGACGGUGGUUGUACGGAAGCAGUGGUGUGUGAAGGUUGUUGGAGGGUAUAAAUGUAAUUUCGCAAUGGUUGUAGAGUUAAAACGGUUGACGGAACAACUGGUGGUGGUGGAAGUUAGGGUGAGAGAAAGUGAAGUGGGGCCCAGUAAUCGUAUAUGGAAAGAUAAAAUCAGACCGGGUUUCUUAAAAAAUAAUUUGUUAUAUAAAACCGGACCGGCCGGUUCUUGAUGAGUCAUGAGUCACGAGUCGCGAGUUAUAUUCAAUUAUUGGCGUUUGCUUGAUUGGUUCUUCUUGGCACCUUCUCACGCCAUGAUGUUUUGUCGAUAUACAGAAUUCAAUUUUUUAAUUGGAAGUAUAUAAUAAUUUACUUGCAAAUAAUUUUGUUUUUAUGUUAUAUUAUUUAAUAGGUUUUAUAGUGAA
Molecule: messenger RNA, 1754 nt
Organism: Helianthus annuus (common sunflower)
Lineage: Eukaryota; Viridiplantae; Streptophyta; Magnoliopsida; Asterales; Asteraceae
Product: CBL-interacting serine/threonine-protein kinase 14
Exons: 1
Coding region: 213-1562 (449 amino acids)
Biological process (GO): protein phosphorylation; signal transduction
Molecular function (GO): protein kinase activity; ATP binding
Source: RefSeq, a predicted model, not a curated record